Uloborus diversus is the source of this 3938-nucleotide messenger RNA. Its product is annotated as BUB3-interacting and GLEBS motif-containing protein ZNF207-like. The record is from RefSeq and is a predicted model, not a curated record. Gene Ontology annotation, molecular function: DNA binding. The coding region runs from base 148 to 1236 and encodes 362 amino acids. Gene Ontology annotation, cellular component: nucleus. The transcript has 11 exons. Lineage: Eukaryota; Metazoa; Arthropoda; Arachnida; Araneae; Uloboridae.
GUGGCGUAGUGUAUCAGUUUUUGUAUUAUUGUGUUGUUGGUCGUUGUUCUAUAUUAACUUGACACAUCUACAUUAUUUACCCGUUUACUUUUUUUGAAAUAUAUUGUUAAAAAAAGGAGAAUCUUUUGUGGGUAUUCUUUUUCCAAAAUGGGGAGAAAAAAAAGAAAGCCUUCAAAGCCAUGGUGUUGGUAUUGCAAUCGAGAAUUUGAUGAUGAAAAGAUUUUAAUACAGCAUCAAAAAGCAAAGCAUUUCAAAUGUCAUAUUUGUCACAAGAAACUCUAUACUGGUCCUGGCCUAGCCAUUCAUUGCAUGCAGGUCCACAAAGAGACACUUGAAAAAGUUCCCAAUGCUUUACCAAAUCGAAAUAAUAUUGACAUUGAAAUCUAUGGUAUGGAAGGCAUUCCCGAAUUAGAUGUGAGAGAGCAUGAACGACAAAAACAAGGUGGUUCAAGAGAUCCGGACAGUGAUGAUGAAAUUGGAAAUAAAUCUGACAACAGUAAUCAAGGUAUGCCAAACAUGCCAGGUAUGCCACCAAUGCCUGGAAUGAUGCCUGGUAUGCCUCCAAUGCCAGGCAUGAUGCCGGGAAUGCCUGGGGUAGGUUUUGGCCCUCCUAUGGGUGCUGUUCCACCAAUGAGACAUAUGCCUCCUAUGAGACUUGUAAUGCCUCCAGGAUUUGUUCCAGGUGGACUACCAAUGGUUGGUGGUAUGCCUCAUGGACCAAUGGUUCCGCCGUCUACGAUGGCUAAUACAGUGCAAGCACCUCCAAGGCCUUUGUUUCCUGCUGCUGUAGCUCAGGCUGCAUCAUCUUCACAACUUCCUGUAGGAGCAGAUUUUAAACCUCUGAUGUCUGCUGCCAAGCCAACUUUUCCUGCAUAUAGUGGUAGUUCUAGCUCAUCAGGCCAAUCAUCCCAAACUCGUGGAUCUGGACCAAUUUUAUACAGUGCAGAAGCAUCUUCAAGUCCUCAAACAAACCCUGAUGCACCUAAAUCUGGCAUUGUCGCUAAUAGUGGUAUGAGUAAAAUAAUGCAUCCUGAAGAAGAUAUAUCUAUGGAAGAAAUACGAGCUCAAUUACCAAGAUAUCAAAUGCAACUCUCAAUGUCCGGUGUACCUAUGAUGGGUGGUAAAGUAAUGCAAAUGCCUCCUGCGUCAAAUCCUGUGUUAAUGAAUGGAAUGAAUAUGAUGCGACCAAGCAUGGGUAUGCCAUCUGGAAUGCCUGUGCAAGUAUGCCGAGAAUGAAUGCUCCCUACACAGGGCAAGCAGUUUAUUCUCAAGGACCGUCCCUGCUUCCUCACAUGAUGGGUCAAGGUGGAUCACAUCCAUUUUGAUUCCUACAGCUAUCUACUAAAAGAUAAGUGUCUCGAAUGUUUCAUUGAAGGGAGAAAACAUGCACAGCUGAUAUAUUGUGACUUUUAAACAGUAGUUGUCCUCAUGUACUGCAUAAUUUAUUUUCUUUUAAACUGAAUUAUAAAAUUACAUAAGAGCAUGUUUUGUGUUAUUUAAUUCUUUCAUUUUUCUAUAUCAUUAUUGUUGUAAAAGAAACAUACUUCAGUGUCUUUCUGUUGAUUAAAAAUUUUAUUUACAUGCUUUAUAUUGGCUGUAAACAAAAAUGCCUUCUUCAGUGGUGUUUUAAAAGCUCAAUUUUAUAAGUGCAUUUUAUUGAAGCUUUCUGAAACGGUGAAUUGUAAUUCUGAUUAUAGAGUUUUGCAGUAAAUCCAGUUAAAACACAAUUUUCCUUUUUUUUAAAAAAAAAUUAUUACAUACUUGCCAACUCUGCUGUUUUUAACGGGAGACUCCCAUUUUUUGUUUCCAUUUCCCGUUUUUACUCCCGUCUUUGCAGUUUUUUUUAGUCAAUUAUCAAAAUGUUUCACUUUCUUCUCAAUAGAUGGUGCCCUUUUCUAGUCUACCAAUGUCAGGGAAUAAGAAUUUUUCAACUAAUAGCUUAUUUAGCAAAAAACCAACAUAAAUAAAGCACAAAUUUUGAAGAAAAUUUUUUUCUUCAAAAUUUGCUUUAUUUUCGUUGGUUUUUCACUUUAAUCAUAUUCUAGCACAAAGCUUAUAUGAUAAUUUUUCAUUCAAUUACUCAUUUAGUAAAAAUCAAUAUUUUUGGAAGCUUUUCACAUUGCAUGUUCAACCAAGCACGUGCUUUGCCAAAAAUUGCAGCAGAUUUCAAUCCUUUUACAUCUUGAAAAUAUUUCAGUUAUUUUGAAAGUUUGAAGUUAUUUCAACAUGUGCUACCCUAUACCUACUUAUUUUAUAUUUUAUUUUCAUUAUAUUUGGAUUUUUUUUCCCCGGUGUUUAGUAAUUAAAUUUUUGUAGCUCCUUUUUUGUAGAGACUGGGGAAUGUACGAACUUUAAGCAAAUUCAUUCCUUGUUAUUUGGCUUUUCCUUUGCAGUAUAUUUUUCUUGCUGCUACCAAUUUGCUUACAUCUGCAAAAAAUCCCCAUUUCACUUUAAAUUUAGUAAUUACGCUAUUUAAAAGCAUAAUUUAAUAAUUCUGUUGUGAAGAUAUGUUACUGGUGAAUCAGCUAUAUACCUCUAGUGCAAUCUCCUGUUUUUUUUUCCUUCGAAGUUUGGCAAGUAUGUUAUUAUUUUACAUUUUCUUGUUUCAUCAGUUUUUCCUUUGGUUUUUAAAAACAAUUCGUAGAUACUUCUGAAAAGAAUUUAAAAGUAUUUGUUACUUUUUUUUUCCCCCUUAAAUGCUCUGAUUUCUUAAACAAUUGCAUAUGAAUACCUAUUUUAUUUUUUAUACUUAAAUUUUUGCUCAUGCAACAUAAAAUGCAUUUAAUUUUUUUAAAAACUUUUUUUUAAUUGUUUAAUUCAUUAUGAACUUUUUUUUAGUGAAUAGUUCUUAAUUUUUAACAGGAUGUGAAACAAAAUUGAGCUUUUGAACUAAAUUAAAAGCAGAAUUUUUGAAAUCAAUAUUAUUUUCAAAUCUAGUAAAUAUUUUACUAUUUUUGACAUACUGUUCCCUGUUCAGUAAAACCUAUGAAGAGAUUUUAUAUUCAGGCUAAUUGUCUCAGUUCCAAGCUGAAGUAUUGUUUUGUAUCUUUCAAUCAGCCAAACAUGUAUAAUAUAUUGUAUCAUCAUAUAGAACAUUGAGGUAAUAAAUAUAAAGGAGAAAAUUAAUUCCAGUGACACUGAACUCAUAACUGCAGUUUUUACUGAAGAGUCCAGACUCAUUUGAAAACUUUUCUUUUAUUAUUCAUAAACACAUAUUGAUACACACAUGUAUUGAUUUUUAUGUACAUUCUAUAUUCUUUUGUCUUCAUAGGCUUUACGUUUUACAAAUGGUACUUUAUGCUAUUGAUUUUGCCUAUCCAUAUAAAAAGUAAGCUUGUUUAAUUCGAUUACUAACUCAUUAUUUUCGAAAUUUGCACAGUUACCUACAGUUGGAUGCACUUGGAAUUUUUGAACUGUUGGAUAUGGAGGUUACAUCUGUAACAUUCACAAAAAACCAGUGAGUAGGCUAUUUGCAUUUUAGUGCCUCUAUUGUCCAACAUUUCACAGCAUAUAUUAAUGCUGUUGGACACUUAUGUCCCCAACCUCAUUAGGAGGUUUGGCGAAAUGUGACAAAGGUAUCAACUGAUUUAAAAUUUUUAGACAAACUGUGGCAGAUAUUUCCAUUUUUUUUUUUCAGUAAAUAAGUUAUGUUUAAAGAAUAUUUAUAGUUUUAUCUUGCUUUUAAAUCAGAGCAAACGCUCUCCUAUUUUGUAGCUUUCUUAAAUGCAUUGAAAACCAGCUUCAUUUUUAAUGAAAAAAAGGGAAAACUUUUGCCCACACAUUAAAAGAUUCAUAAUAUCAAUACUUAAUUUCUUUUGUUAAAUAUGUUGAAAUCACAAAGAAAUCUCUCAUAAACUUGAGGACAUUUGUAUUAUUUGAUAAUUAUUUCAUCAAAGCAUUUGUAAUUUGAUAUGAUUGAAUAAAACUUCUAACAUAGC